Messenger RNA from Dermochelys coriacea (leatherback sea turtle), 1487 nucleotides. RefSeq names its product high mobility group nucleosomal binding domain 2 (gene HMGN2). Bases 267 to 539 code for a protein of 90 amino acids. The record is from RefSeq and is a predicted model, not a curated record. Gene Ontology annotation, biological process: chromatin organization. Gene Ontology annotation, molecular function: nucleosomal DNA binding. Lineage: Eukaryota; Metazoa; Chordata; Testudines; Dermochelyidae. Gene Ontology annotation, cellular component: chromatin; nucleus. The transcript has 6 exons.
UCCCCCACGUGACCCGUGCUGGCCAAUGGGCGGGCGGGGCGGUGGGGAUCCGGCUGGAACCGGUUGGGCCGCGUCCGGCUCUAUAUAAAACUUUAUAAACACCCGAUUCAAAUUAGUGGGGUCGGGAGAGAGACCAGGGAACCUACCGCCAACGCUCGCCAUUCCGUCCGAUCUAGGCGAGACUCCCCUGCCCACACCGCCCGGCCCGGACCUAGCGAGACCCUCUCACUCCGCCCAGCCGCGUUCCUCACGCACCGCCCGGAGACAUGCCCAAGAGAAAGGCUGAAGGAGAUUCUAAGGGCGAUAAGGCCAAAGUUAAGGAUGAGCCACAGCGGAGAUCAGCAAGGUUAUCUGCUAAACCUGCUCCUCCGAAGCCAGAGCCUAAACCUAAAAAGGUAGCUCCAAAGAAGGGUGAAAAAUUACCUAAGGGAAAGAAGGGGAAAGCUGAUGCUGGCAAGGAUGGAAACAACCCUGCAGAAAAUGGAGAUGCCAAAACAGACCAGGCACAGAAAGCUGAAGGUGCUGGUGAUGCCAAGUGAAAUGUGUGAAUUUUUUGAUAACUGUGUACUUCUGGUGACUGUACAGUUUGAAAUACUAUUUUUUAUCAAGUUUUAUAACAAUGCAGAAUUUUGUUUUACUUUUUUUUAAGCUAUGUUGUUAGCACACAGAAUGCUUCGUUGUUGUGUUUUUUGGGGAGCAACGGGCAAAAAUGUCACUCUAUUUCUCAGAACCCAUUUUAAACAAAACAAAAAAAAAAAAGUCCCCUUGGUUUUUUUUUGUUUUGGUUUUGGUUUGGUUUUUUUUGUUGGUUUGGGUGUUGUUUUUUUUUUUUUUGUUUGUUUUUAGGAGAAGGUUCUUCCUGGACAUGAAAGGAGGGAUUCCCUGAUGCUGCAUAUGAGUUUAGCUUUGUGAAAUGCAUUGGAGUGAACAUUGAAGGUCCCAACAUGCCUGCUUGCCAAUUUUAAAACUGCAGUUUUUUAAUGCCGUCUGUUUUCUCAUUCCCUUAGUCAUUUGCAUAUAGCUUAUCACUCCUUCAAAUAUGGCAAAAGGCAUUUUGGGACUUAUCACCCCAAAUUGUGAUGCAUUGUCACUGUCAGGCAAUCCAAACUUUCAGUGUCCAAAUUGGGAUGUGCAGGCUCUAAAAGAAGCUACAUUUCCUCUCUUAUAUUGUGGAUCUUCAAAUUAAAAACUCUGCAGUUUUAAUUUUUUUUUUCCUCUAAAAGUCAGGGUAGGCUUGUGAAAAGUUGUUAAACAACAUGCUAAAUGUGAAAGUGUCCACCCUCACUCUAAACUUUUCCUUGUCCAAGUAUGAAAUGAAGAUUCUUCAUUGGUUUUAUAUAGUAACUUUUACGUUUUGAUAGUCCAGGGAGGGAGGGGAGUUUGAAGUUGUUGUAAAAUGUUGCAGAUUGUAGCCCAUGUCCUGCCUGAAUUACCAUGAUUGUUUAUGAAAAGUACCUUUAAUAAAGCUGGAUACGGUUUGACUCGGA